CCCAGGUCUGCCUCCUGCUUAGGUUGGAAGCAGGUGGGCCUGGGAGCUGCCUGUGGGUUCUGACUGCCUUCUUGGGAGCCCUGUGCCCCACACCCCCGCCCCGCGCCCCGCGCUUGGCCUCCUGCGGCAGGGACGAGUCAGUGCGGCCUCCCUGGCUCCCUGCUCUUCCCAGCUGGCAGGAGGCACAGCUUGCUCUGCUGCUUCAGCUCUGUAGCCCAGCGGCCAAACUGCUUAGGCGACUGGGACAGAGGGGGCCCCGGGCACCACAGAGACAGCCUCCCUGGGGACCCCUGCUCUGAGGCCACCCAGGGGCCAGGCCCACGGGGCUGCGGAGGCCACUGCCUGUGUUUCUGUAAUGGAAACUUCUCUGCUGGUCUGUGAGCCACACUCCUCAGCUCUGGUUCCCACCCAGGACCCCGUUCCAGGAAAUGAAGACCACCCUGCCAGCCUCACGCCCCGACUCCCGGCCGGAGACCCAACACCAGACCAGGAAAAAGGCAGCCGCAGGGGACCCUCGCAUGCCCAGGGCAGAAAGGGAGAGUGAUAGGAAGGGUCCCCGCUCCAUCCUGAGACGGAGCCAGCCAAGGCGCAGGCCCGAGCCACAGAGCAUCUCCAGACAUCGCCAGCAGGGACACCAGGGCCGCCAUCAAGGUGUCCAGCCGGCACCGGCCCCACAGAGGCUCCCUGCUGCACCUCAUGCCCCGCGGCGGCUCCCUGCUCCUGCGGCUCUGCGCGUGUGUCCUGCUCGGGGUGGCUCUGGGCCUGUACUGUGGCAGGGCCAGGCCCGUGGCAACGUCCCUGGAGGACCUCCGAGCCCAGCUCCUGGUCCUCCUCAUGCACCUGCGGCACGUGCUCCUCACCUGCUGGCACUGCCUUCUGGGUCUCUGGCCAGUAGCCAGCCAGGACGUCGCCUCUGGACAGGCCUGGGUAGAGGAGGCCGUGGGCUAGAGCCCGAGCAGUCCUGGGCUCUGGGACGGGGGCAGCCCUGGCUCUGGACCCAGGAGACAGCCCUGGCAGCUGUGUUGAAAAACCCAGGGACUCCGCGGCGGGGGAAACUGGGGACAGGGACCCAGGACUCAAGGCCAGACAGGGUGACCAGCACCCCACCAGUACAGCGCCUGCUGUUUGGGGUUCACUGUGAGAGUACAUUUAGGUCCUCACCACCCUCGACCCGGAGGGAGCCCUAGUCUGACUGUCCCGUGUGCGGCCCCUUGAGGACAGGCACCCUGCCCACGUGUGUGGGGCCACUCAGAAGGCCAGACAGAGCCUUCUGCUGUCUGGGGGCCUGGCCAGGCCCAGACGGCGAAACCCAGCAGGAGAGGGGCCCUGACUGUUGGGGAGGCACCUCCCUCUGCAGCCCACGAGGCCCCUGGUGUGGGUCCAAACUCUGAGCCCAGCUCUGACCCCACACUUGACCCCAAGAGCCCAGGGAGGCCGUUUGGGGCUGGUUGCACUUAGGUGGAGAGAAGAGAGUUUCCAUUAAAAUCCCCACAACCUCUUUCAGUCAUGGGAUUUUUACAGGCGCGAGAAACAUGGGGCCACUUCGUGAGGAAUUCCCUGCAGCACCGGAGCAUGGGCUGGUCACUAGGGGCCUCCCUGCCCGCCGCAGCCACAUGCCCUUCAUGUGAGAACUGGGGUGCACUGAGCCUCGGGGCCAUGUCCCCCAGCAAGUCCUACUGCUCAGGAUACCAAGCCCCGGCCUCAGAGACCAUGGGCAGGGAGCGCCAGUGUUUCCUGCAGCUUCAGAUUCAGGGGAGUCCAGGGUGAGGGAGCCCUGCAGAGAGAGGCCCUGUUUCCAGAAGCAGCCUCAAGAGGACCAUGGUGAGGGGUCAGGGGACCCCGGCAUAGUCAUCACCAUGGUUACCAGUCCCCUGCACCAGCCCAGCUGCCCAGGGACCCAUCCCAUCUCACCCACCCUGGGAAGAGGACAGGCAGGUCACCACUGGCCAUUCCAAAUGGAAAAACAGGCUCUGAGAGGUGAGCUCACGGCCUCUGUAGUGGGGGCUGCCUUCUCAUCCUGGUUCUGGGUAGGGGUCCUGGCUGGAAGGGGGCUGGUCUCCCCAACCCAUGUUCUGCCACAAGGCACGAGGGCAGCCCUGCUCACAGCCAGCUGUCCACUGCAAAGACCGCAGAGGGACAUGCCCAGCUCUGUACGGCCCACAGAACUCCAAACCCAGCUGACUUAAUGUAAUAAAUGUUGCUCAAAUAACCACCUGGGGGAUCCUCAAAUCCACCCUCAUAC
Molecule: messenger RNA, 2242 nt
Organism: Sciurus carolinensis (gray squirrel)
Lineage: Eukaryota; Metazoa; Chordata; Mammalia; Rodentia; Sciuridae
Gene: C2H14orf180
Product: chromosome 2 C14orf180 homolog
Exons: 5
Coding region: 429-1187 (252 amino acids)
Source: RefSeq, a predicted model, not a curated record